Thamnophis sirtalis is the source of this 2947-nucleotide messenger RNA. NCBI's taxonomy places the organism in Eukaryota, Metazoa, Chordata, Lepidosauria, Squamata, Natricidae. The record is from RefSeq and is a predicted model, not a curated record.
AUGACAGAACGGCAACAAGCUGGAGCUUAUGGCAAAGAGGACGUCUCUGAUAGGGCUUGUUCCAGAGUGAGAAAAAGCAGAAGCGCUGAAUCGGUGUCCCGGGACCUGGCUGCCCGAAACUGCCUGGUGGGUGAGAACCACCUGGUGAAGGUAGCCGAUUUUGGCUUAAGCAGAUUGAUGACUGGGGAUACUUACACGGCUCAUGCUGGGGCCAAGUUCCCUAUCAAGUGGACUGCGCCGGAAAGCCUCGCUUAUAACAAAUUCUCCAUCAAAUCGGACGUCUGGGCUUUUGGGGUCUUGCUCUGGGAAAUCGCCACCUACGGCAUGUCCCCCUACCCUGGGAUCGACCUCUCGCAGGUCUACGAACUUUUGGAGAAGGACUAUCGCAUGGAGCGUCCCGAGGGCUGCCCGGAAAAAGUCUACGAGCUCAUGCGAGAGUGCUGGCAGUGGAGCGCAUCGGAGAGGCCGUCCUUUGCCGAAAUCCACCAAGCGUUUGAGACGAUGUUUCAAGAAUCCAGCAUUUCAGACGACUCUACAGAGCCUGAGCCGGCUGUGUCCCCUGUUCUGCCGCGGAAGGAACGGACUGCAGCCGACUGGAGUUUAAACGAAGACGACCGUUUGAUCCCCAAGGACAAAAAGACCAAUCUUUUUAGCGCUCUGAUCAAGAAGAAAAAGAAAACGGCGCCCACCCCUCCGAAGCGGAGUAGUUCCUUCCGGGAAGCGGAGGUGCACCUGGAGCAUAGAGGAGGAGGAGGAGGAGGAGGGGGGGAGGACGAGACCAAAGAGAGCAACAACGGCGGUUUGCUCACACACCCUGCUGAUCCAGAGGACCGUUCCCGGUUCCCCAACCCCAGCAAUGAGGCUGCCGGCGUUGCCAAUGGGACUGGGAGCUCCAGUCUUUUGACGCCAAAUGUUUGGAAGAAAUCGUGGUCCUCGGCCAAUAAUCGCCCGGGUCCCAACGAAGAGGAUGGCAGCUCGAUCUCCAGCAAGCGCUUCCUGCGUUCCUGCUCUGCCUCUUCCGUUCCCCACGGGGCCAGGGACGCCGAGUGGAAGUCGGUCACCCUCCCUCGGAACCCGCAGUCCGUGGGGCACCAGUUUGACUCCUCCACCUUUGGGGGCCACAAGAGCGAAAAGCCCGCCCUGCCUCGGAAGCGAGCCAGUGAGGUAAAAGCUGACCUGGCCAGCAGGGGGAUGGUCACCUCGGGUCCUCGGCUGCUGAAGAAGAACGAGGAGACACUGGAAGAGAGUUCCAAAGAGGCCGAGUGUACCCCGGGCUCCAGCCCGCCCAGCCUUACCCCUAAGCUCACCCGGAGGCAGCCUUUGCUUCCUUCUGCUUCCGGGGGUCCAUUGGUGGAGCAGACCACGGUAGGCAAAGCUCCCCUGGGCAUCUUUGCUGGCAAAGCCCUGGCCGAGGAGUCCCGUCUACGAAAGAUGAAGCCAGAGAAGGAAAAAGGGAAGCUGUCGAAGCUCAAACUUGCCCCACCUCCUCCGGCCUUGAACUUGGGUAAAAAUGGCAAGGGGGGUCCUGGGCCAAGCCACGAAGGGCCAGAAGGGUCCCUGGCCAAGAGCAAGCUGACAGUCGUGGCUGCGGAGCCCAUCAGCGCUGAGACCCCCAAGUCCGGGUUGUCCACCGAGGGAAGCAAAAAGCCACUGAUGUCCUCCGUACCAAAGUCCCCCUCCGCCAAACUGCUCUUCGGUUCCCCUUCUCCAUCGCCCCCCACCGUCUCGUCUGCUCUGGCUGCAGACCAACCUCUCUCCACGGCCUUCAUCCCCCUCAUUUCCACCCGCGUGUCCCUGAGGAAGACCCGCCAACCUCCCGAGAAGAUAGCGAGCGGCACCGUCACAAAGGGGACGGUCCUGGAAAGCUCUGAUGCCCUGCGGACCGCCAUCAACAAGAACUCAGAGCAGAUGGUCAGCCACAGUGCCGUCCUGGAAGCGGGCAAGAACCUGUACACCUUCUGCGCCAGCUACGUGGACUCGAUCCAGCAGAUGCGGAAUAAGUUUGCGUUCCGAGAGGCCAUCAACAAACUGGAGAACAGCCUCCGGGAGCUUCAGAUCUGCCCUGCCACGGUUGGCGGAGGUCCAACCACCACCCCGGAUUUUAGCAAAUUGCUCGGCUCGGUCAAAGAAAUCAGCGAUAUCGUCCAGAGGUAGCAGAAGUGGGGAGAUCAUCAGUGGCCCACAUUAGAUGGUGCCGACCCAAGACAUUGUUGAUUUCUGGGACAAAACAAUGGGACCUCACACCUCAGAGAGACAACACACAAACGUAGCCACAUGGACUGUAUCUUAGUUGUCCUCUGGGGUUGUCCAAGACCGUCAACUUUGAGCCUUCCGUUGCUUGAAUGGCUCUCACCCUCAGGAUAUGCUCAUCCAUUGCUCCUCACAACCACCUUGUCAAACAAGAACCCCCCUCCCCGUACACCUGCCCACCCUCCCCGUAUCCAUCUUUCUCACCUGCAAUUUCCCUCGGGUUUCCUUCUUAACUCGGGGACCCCCAAAUCCUGUGAAGCUUAAUUGGUCGUAGUGUCACAUCCUUUGGGACGCUCUAACAAAUGCUUUGCUUGCUCUCGGUGUGAGCUUUGCGUUGAAAUGGGGGGGGCUGUGGGACACCCCUUGUCUCGGCCAAAUGGACGGCAGGUUGCUUCCCUUGGCCCUCUUGGCACCUGGUCCGGUGCGGAAGAGCAGGCUCACGUGUGAAGGUUCAAUUAAGCUACUCUAUUGCCAAAAGCCCACGCACAGGAAUCAUCUCGGCUAGGCGCCUGCUAGGCGUUCGAUAAGGGUCAACGGAACCCAAGGGAUGUUGGACUUAGUGCAUGGGGAUUCUAGGCUUCUGUCUCUUUUCACGCCACCCCCCUUGGGGUUCUGCCACUCCUUCUCCACACAGGGCUGCGUUCACACACCCCAUUUUCUAUCUCUAAGAGCCGAGGUGGCGCAGUGGUUAGGGUGC